CCUGAUAGGAAACCUCAAUCCUAUCCAAAUAAUGCAAACUUACUUUCAGCUGGUGGAGAAGCCUAAUGGUACUUUCCCAGUAAGCAUACAGCCGUGACGGCGUCUCGGGCUCGGCGCGAUGCGGGGAAACCACGGAUUUCACGCCGAACAUCUGAUUGCCCCUCCUUUGCUCAUGCUGCUUUUAAACUUGUGACUUCUCCUGCAUCGAAUUCAAUUUCUCAUACAAAAUUCAUCUGCCCAACUGCAAACAUGUCUCCCCAAGGCUUCAGAUUGCAAGGAAAGGUUGCCAUUGUCACCGGAGGUGGCUCUGGCUUUGGCGCUGCGAUUGCUCGUCGAUUUGGCGAAGAAGGCGCCAAGGUGCUGGUCGCAGACAUCAACGUUCAAGGAGGCGAGCAGGUCGCUGCGCAGAAUCCCGGCAACCUCAAGUUCCAGCGCAUGGAUGUUACACAAAAGUCCGACUGGACGGCCAUUGUUGAUUUGGCCUUCUCCGAGUACGGAAGACUGGAUAUUUUGGUGAAUAAUGCCGGAACUAGCUAUCGGAACAAGCCUACCGCCGAAGUAACCGAGGAUGAGUGGGAGCGAGUGUUUAACGUCAAUGUUAAGAGCAUCUUCUUGGCUGCUCAGGUAGUGAUGCCGAAAUUCAUCGAGCAAGGUCAGGGUGGCUCUAUGAUCAACAUUUCUUCAACUGGUGCUAGUCGUCCUCGGCCGGGUUUGGUAUGGUACAAUGCCUCCAAGGGCGCCGUGACAAAUGCUACUAAGGGUCUUGCAGCCGAGUAUGGUCCUCAUAAUAUUCGAGUCAACAGCGUCGCCCCCCUGUUGUCCGGUACCGGCCUCUUUUCCAUGUUCACCGGCAUGGAGGAUACCCCUGAGAACCGCCAGAAGUUCAUUGGGAACGUUCCCUUGGGUCGCUUGACCGAGGUAGAUGACAUUGCUAACAUCUGCCUAUACCUUGGUAGUGACGAGGGCAGCUUUGUGAACGGUACUGAAAUGGUUAUUGAUGGCGGAAAGUGUAUUUAAGCCUCGAUAUCAAUCCACGUCCGUUUUUGAUAACGGGCGCAAUUGUCACCAUAAAUUAUUCCACCAAGUCUAUCCCUUUGAAUUCGACAUUCAGGUCGUG
Penicillium brasilianum is the source of this 1117-nucleotide messenger RNA. The record is from the annotation of a GenBank genome assembly. NCBI's taxonomy places the organism in Eukaryota, Fungi, Ascomycota, Eurotiomycetes, Eurotiales, Aspergillaceae.